UGCAUAUCUUGAUUUUUCAUCUGUAUCCAUACGUGUUCAAAGCAUAUCCCGAUACGUUUUUUAAAAUUAUCUUUCCGAUAUACCUUACAUUUCCGAUACUUUGAACCUUGGUUUGAAUUAGUUAAUUAUUUUCUGCUACUGUUAACGACUUGAGAGAAAAAAUAGGGGGGAGAAACGAGAGAAAUGUGGGAAGUUGGUUCCGAGUUAUGAUUUUAUAGUGUAGUGGAGCAUCUUGACUUGGUACUGAGGAAUAAGACCCGUAGAGGGAAUGAAAUUACAGAAACAAAACGACGAUAGGGCCGGCAAAGGGGAAGAAGAGAGAUCGGAGAGAGAGAGGGAGAGUGAGGUUAGGGAAGAUGAAUAAUAUUUUUUCAUUCGAAUAGUUAUUACAAGGGUAGUAUAAGGAUUAAAAAAAUUACAACGACCUUUUUGGAUGGAAGACUAACCAAAUGAGGUCUUUGUCUCACGGUCAUAGUACAUGCAGAGUCGCAAAACAAAGUAUAGGGGGUCUUUGUCACAGACGCCAUAGUAUAGGGGUCUUUAUAAUUUAUCCUAAUAACAUAUAAGUACAAUAGAGAUUCUCAAUGCAUAGAGGGAUGUGCCUGUAAGAUCGGUGUGAAGUUGCCCGAUGAGGAGGAGAUCCGGACUCGCUGAAAUUCACCCAGUAUUGGUUCGUAAAAGACUGGAUCUGCUCCUUACAUCUGGCGCCUCACACGCACAUCCUACUAUGCAUUGGGAACAUCUCACGUACUUAUUAAUUAUUCACGGGAGAUGUUCUCAAUGCACAGUAACUGUGAGGCGCCCGAGUAGAUCCCGCUUCUCCUGAGCCAUGAAUCUGAUCCACAAGUUCCUCAACUUGGUGCUUCCUCCUAUAGCUCUCAUCAUUCUCUGUGUCAGCACACUUUUCUUGUUGAUCUUCAGGUUGUUCUCUUGUAUCUCACGCUCCAUCUUUAGCGAGAACAUGGCUGGAAAAGUCGUAGUCAUCACCGGAGGUUCUUCAGGAAUCGGAGAGGUUUACAGAAGUUCAACUCAUAUCGCUUACGAGUAUGCCAAAAGGAGAGCUUCCUUGGUCCUUGUUGCAAGAAGAGAAGCCAAACUUCAAUCAGUCGCAGAAAGGACUCGUCAGCUUGGCUCCCCGGAUGUUGUGAUCGUUCCUGCAGAUGUUUCCAUGGCUGCAGAAUGUAAACGAUUUGUCGAAGAAGCAGUGAAUCACUUUGGCCGACUGGAUCAUUUGGUCUGCAACGCCGGAGUUGUUGUCUAUUGCCCCGUUGAAGAUACAACCAAUGUUGAAAAGUUGAGACCUGUGAUGGAUAUUAACUUCUGGGGACCAGUUUAUGCUACCCAUUUUGCUCUUCCUCACCUCAGAAAGAGCAAAGGAAGGAUCAUAGUGAAUGCUUCAAUGAAAGGGUGGUUGGUCUCACCCUGGUCGAUCUUAUAUGGAGCAAGCAAAGCUGCCAUAGUAAGCUUCUGCGAAACACUUAGAGUUGAGUUGGCACAGGAUGUGAAAGUAACCAUAGUGGCACCUGGGUUUGUAAAUUCAGAAAUCACCCAAGGAAAACACAUAUCCAAGGAAGGUGAAGUGGAGGUAGAUCAAGAAAUGAGCAAGGUUAUGUCCGGAAAAUUCCCAGUUGAAAGUACAGAGGACUGCGCCAGGGCGAUUGUGGAUGGGGUAUGCCGUGGAGAUAGAUAUAUUAUAGAGCCAUCAUGGUACAGGAUCCUGCUACAGUUCCAGUUCUUGUGCCCUGAGCUUGUUGAAUGGUUUGCCCGCUCACUAUAUAAAACCAAGCCACAGGAUGCAGCAACAAAGAGGGAUGCCAUGGGACUGAAGAAGUACUAAGAAGGUUCAAGAAUGGAUUAAUUACUUGGAUUUGAAGUUUUUCAUGUAUAUUUGAAUGCAUAAUAAGGUGCUUCAGAGUGGUUUUGUUUA
Molecule: messenger RNA, 1927 nt
Organism: Nelumbo nucifera (sacred lotus)
Lineage: Eukaryota; Viridiplantae; Streptophyta; Magnoliopsida; Proteales; Nelumbonaceae
Product: 11-beta-hydroxysteroid dehydrogenase A-like
Cellular component (GO): cytosol
Molecular function (GO): oxidoreductase activity
Source: RefSeq, a predicted model, not a curated record